Molecule: messenger RNA, 698 nt
Organism: Cryptomeria japonica (Japanese cedar)
Lineage: Eukaryota; Viridiplantae; Streptophyta; Pinopsida; Cupressales; Cupressaceae
Product: histone H3.2
Exons: 1
Coding region: 7-417 (136 amino acids)
Cellular component (GO): nucleosome
Molecular function (GO): structural constituent of chromatin; protein heterodimerization activity; DNA binding
Source: RefSeq, a predicted model, not a curated record
AUAGAGAUGGCCCGAACAAAACAGACGGCGAGGAAAUCAACGGGAGGGAAAGCCCCUCGAAAGCAACUGGCAACAAAGGCGGCCAGAAAGAGCGCACCAGCAACAGGAGGAGUGAAGAAACCCCACCGUUUCAGGCCCGGAACAGUUGCUCUUCGUGAGAUCCGCAAAUACCAGAAGAGCACGGAGCUGCUGAUCAGGAAGUUGCCCUUUCAAAGGCUGGUAAGGGAGAUUGCACAGGAUUUUAAGACCGAUCUGCGCUUCCAAAGCUCUGCCGUGGCAGCUUUGCAGGAAGCAGCCGAGGCUUAUUUGGUUGGAUUGUUCGAAGAUACCAAUCUUUGCGCCAUUCAUGCAAAGAGGGUUACUAUUAUGCCCAAAGAUAUUCAGCUUGCUCGCCGCAUUAGAGGCGAGAGGGCUUAGAUCUUUCCCCGUUUUUAUCCCCUUUACGGUGUGUUUUCACACCACCACUUUUCUUUGGAAAUCUUUUCUAAACCCUAGGUACUUAUCCAAAGUUUUGAAUUUUGUGUGCUUUGAAUUCAAAUGAGCUGCGUGCUAUGCUCCAUUUUGGGUUGCAGAGGAUAAUUCUCUUCAUUAUUAUGGCGCUCGGUUAUGGAUUUCAUUAGCUUGGAGUUUCAGGGAUUGAGCGUGUUCGAAUUUUUUCUCAUCAAAAUACCUAAUCAUAUUUCAUAUGCCUUUCUAUA